UGUUGAUUGUUUUGUUUUUGAAUGAAUUGUGGAAUUGAGGUUGUAAAAUGAACAGAAAAGUUGAAUAAAGUCAUAAAAUAUUGAUUAAAUCAAUAAUUAAUUGAACAGUGCUUAUUACAUGAUGGGCCGUAGAAAACACUCGGCUGCCGAGAAAGCUGUAACGUGGCUCAGCGAGGAAGUUCAUAACGAUCAAAAUUUUUCCACCUCGUAUCAUUACUACGAAAAAUUCCAAUACAAGCAUAUAGUUGCCGGCUUAGGCGAUUUCGUGCUCGUCUCAAAUGCCGACGCAGCAGAACCUGACACCGAAGAUGGUUGCGACGCGGCGAAAAUUCUGUCUCUAUACGAGGACAGGACGAACAAACGUGACCCAUUCCGAGCUAAAGUACAGUGGUUUUCCAAGUGGAGUGAUUUGCCGAAAGGUUGUUUAAACGAAAACGAACCCAUCGAUUUCUUUGAGAAGGAGGUUGUUGAAGACCACCGGCCGUUUGACACAGAUGUAGAUAUCGAAACAUUCUACAAGAAAUGCUUCAUCACACUCACUGUAACAAAAGACACAGAUGAUAUUUUAAAAUCAGCUCCGUACCACUAUAUCUGCCGAUACAGGCUUCUUCCGCUUGGCAAGAGAAAACUACACUUGGAGCCCGUGCUAGAGACAGAAAGAAAGGCUCUGCAACUGCUGUCCACUCCCAGUAAGAAUAUGACUCCGAAGACACCUAAGACUCCAAACAGUUUAAUCAAAAGAAUGGGCCGUGUUUCAAUUUCAGAAAAGAACUGGAGUGUCUCCAAAAAUGAUGGCACAAAAUUACUCUUAAAGAGAGCUAUUUUAGCUGAUAAAAAUGACAGGGACUCACCAAAGAAAACACCAAAGCCUGUUAAACCAGAAACACCCAAAAGUACAAAAAAACUUCAUGGUAAUGAUAUAGAAGAUGUUCUACUGGAAUUGAAGGUCACCUCUGAUGAUGAACUACCAACCCUCGUUAUCAGAAAGCAUGAGCCCAGCACACCAAAACGUAAGACACCACAAAUCAGAAUAAACAAUGAAACCCCAAAGAAAACUCUAGUCUUCGAAGAUGAGGAUAAAGAUGGUUAUUUGACCCGAUCUGGUCGAGUCAUUAAGAACUUGAAAUCAUUUCGAGAGGAGGUGUCUCCAGUGAAACGGACUCCCAGGCGAGUGAGAAAGAAUAGUAGUGGGAGUGAAGAGGAUUUCAUGAUGGCUCCAAAGACCCCAAAAACUCUCCGUACACCAAAGACACCAAGGACACCACGAGGAAGGCCAUCUGCUGGGAGAACUCCGAGGAGUGUCUCCAAAAGAAUACUGACCAGUGAGCUCACGCCUACACUGCAUACUAGAGCUCAUUCUGUUGAGAACAUUGGAGAAUAUACAAAGGAGAACAAGUCUCUCCCUGGCAGAGAGAACCAGCUUCAUGAGAUAUUGUCAUUUAUAAGAGCAAAACUGUGUGAUGGGAGCAGUGGUUGUAUGUACAUCUCCGGAGUGCCGGGUACAGGGAAGACGGCCACCGUGAACUCGGCACUCAAGAUGCUGAAGGAGGAUACGGAGCUGCCGGAGUUUCAGCUGGUGGAAGUCAACGGGAUGAGGAUAGCCGAGCCCAGGCAGGCUUUUGUGCAGAUAUACAAGCAGUUGACUGGUAAGACAGUUGUAUGGGAGCAAGCUUGUUCACUGUUAGAGAAGAGAUUCACAAAUCCUGGGCCACGGAGAACACCAACUGUACUUAUUGUGGAUGAGCUGGACGCGCUCUGCAAUCGGCGACAGGACGUCAUUUACAGCAUAAUGGAGUGGGCGACUAGCGGCGCGCGACUGACCGUAGUCGCGGUCGCUAACACCAUGGAUUUGCCCGAGCGAAUGGCGGCGCGAGUCGCGUCGCGACUGGGCCUCACGCGACUGUCGUUCCCGCCGUACACGCACACGCAGCUGCAGAAUAUCGUGGCCGCGCGCCUGAUGGGACACAUCGUGCCCGAUGCCGUGCAGCUCGUCGCUAGGAAAGUGGCAGCCGUAUCGGGUGACGCUCGUCGUGCGCUCGCUCUGUGCUCGCGGGCGCUGGAACUGGCCGGGCCGGGGGGCGCGGGGUUCGCGGAGGUGCAGCGGGCGUUGGACGAGGCGGCGGGCGGCGCGGCGGUUCGCGCUAUCAGACGCUGCUCACCCGCCGAGCGACUGAUGCUGCGAGCUGUGGCCGCUGAGGUGGAGCGCACCGGAUCAGACGAGACGACUCUCUCCCGCGCUCUCAUGACAGCUGGUGCGCUGGUUGCACUAGACGGGCGGCCGUACCGCAGCGCGCAUAUCGUCGCACCGACGCCGGCGCAGGCACGGGCAGCAUGCGCGCGGCUGGCAGCACUCAAACUGCUGCUGCUAGAACCCAAACCGGAGCCGCGACUGCUGCUGAAUGUUAGUGCUGAUGACGUGCAUUAUGCGACGAAGCAGAUUACUGUGUAGGUGUUAAAUGCUUGUGUGGAUACGGCUGGCAGCAUUCAAACUGCUGCUGCUCGCGCUCAAACCGGAGCCGUGACUGCUGCUGAACGUUAGUGCUGAUGACGUGCAUUACGCGGCAAAACAGAUCACUGUGUAGGUAUUAUAAUGUUAUAGUCAACGACGGCGUAGGCGCGGGCAGCUGCGCGCGUCUGGCAGCACUUAAACUGCUGCUGCUCGAGCCCAAGCCGGAGCCGCGACUGCAGCUAAACGUCAAAGCUGAUGAUGUGCAGUAUGCGACGAAGCCGAUUACUGUGUAGGUGAUGCAUACGGUCGCGUCAACAGCAUCAGGCAGCUCUCAAUCUGCUUCUGAGCAUUAUCGAUGGCAGCACUUCGACUGUACGUGUCUGCUCCUCAGCACUCGACCCCAUGUAGUUCUUGCGUGAGCUGCCUCAGAUUUGUGUGUAAAGAAUAAUUUUCUGUUUUUUUCUUAAGUAAGUAUGUGUUUUUUGUGACAUUUGAAACUAAUGAGUUACUAACCUACAUGGGAAUAACAACACAGUAUAAUUUAUUAAUUGAAUAUGCAGAAAGUACCACUGUUCUAAGAUCUGUUUUCUUAAUAAAUGAAUUUAAAUGUUUAGUUAACUUUGACAUUAGAUUGUUUUUUAAUUUAUUGAAAUAGUUGAAUGCUUGACGAUGAUUAUUAAUUGUUAUCACAGUUAUUAUUGUAAUGAGUGCCUUGAAA
Molecule: messenger RNA, 3167 nt
Organism: Aricia agestis (brown argus)
Lineage: Eukaryota; Metazoa; Arthropoda; Insecta; Lepidoptera; Lycaenidae
Gene: Orc1
Product: origin recognition complex subunit 1
Exons: 9
Coding region: 119-2449 (776 amino acids)
Biological process (GO): DNA replication initiation; mitotic DNA replication checkpoint signaling
Cellular component (GO): nuclear origin of replication recognition complex
Molecular function (GO): ATP binding; chromatin binding; DNA replication origin binding
Source: RefSeq, a predicted model, not a curated record